AUGAGGAUUCUCCAGCCGGGCGUCUCAAUGCGCUCUCUAAGGACGCUCACACGCCUCCCAAGGUGGUCAGUCGUAUCCCAAAGGGCGUUCGUUGCCCGUGCCUACUCAUCCGAUGUAGCCUCAGGCUCUGGGAAGGAUUCCUCGGUCAAGGCGAAGAAGCCAUCCUCGGUAACGAUCCGUGGCCAGGCCUACGAUACCAAUGCUGCUUGGUUCAAUGUGCCCACCAACGUUCUCGACGCAACUUCACGAAAACUGCAUCUCCUAAAGGAUCACCCUCUACAAAUCACUCGCCAAGUGAUGCAAUCAAACUUCCCAGCUCCUACAUACAGAUAUUACGACGAUCUAAGUCCGGCUGUAACCACGCACCAAAACUUCGAUUCGUUAGGGUUCCCCGCCGAUCACCCAGGUCGAGCUCUCUCAGACACCUACUAUAUCAGUGACAAGACCCUCCUACGAACCCAUACCAGCGCCCACCAAGCAGACACCUUCCGUGCCGACGAAAGCGAUGGCUAUCUUGUCUCGGCCGAUGUGUACCGCAGAGAUGCCAUCGACAAGAGCCACUACCCUGUUUUCCACCAGAUGGAAGGCGCUCGGUCCUGGGAUCGUUCCAAAGUGCCUGAUGGCGACGUAGCGGCGGCAGUCUGGCGUGAUGUGGAGAAGCUUCCCAAGCAUAACAUUGUCGUAGAAGACCCGAACCCGACUUUCCAUGAUGAGAGGAACCCGCUCCAGGAGGGACAUCAUUCUGCAGCCGAAGCCGAGGCGAUUGCUUCUCAUCUCAAGAGAUCUUUGGAGGCCAUGGUGGUGAACGUCUUCUCCAGAGCCAGAGCGGCUGCCUUGAAAGGAGACCCAAACUUUGUUGAUGAGCCUCUCCGCAUGCGAUGGGUUGAAGCGUACUUCCCAUUCACUAGCCCUUCAUAUGAACUCGAGGUUUACUACGAUGGAGACUGGCUUGAGGUUCUUGGCUGCGGUGUGGUCAAGCAAGACAUAUACAUCAAUGCAGGUGUUCCCAACAAGCUUGGCUGGGCGUUUGGCAUCGGCAUCGACCGUAUUGCCAUGCUGCUCUUCAAGAUUCCGGACAUCCGCCUCUUCUGGUCUCGUGACGACAGAUUCCUCUCCCAGUUCACGGGUGUGUCGGACAACUUGGAUGCCUUGAAGCGCUUCGUUCCCUUCUCCAAAUACCCACCCUGUCCCAAAGACGUGUCAUUCUGGCUCCGUGGGUCCACCACCGAAGAGGGCAACGCUCAAGCUGCAACCCAUGAGAACGAUGUCAUGGAAGUAGUGCGCAAUGUUGCCGGAAAUGUGGUGGAGGAUGUGCAGCUCUUCGACGAAUUUACACACCCCAAGUCGGGGCGGAAGAGCGCUGCCUACAGGAUCACCUACCGUAGCCUGGAGCGUACCCUGACCAACGAUGAGGUCGUCUCCCUCCACGAGAAAGUCAGGAAGGCUCUCGUCAGCGAGCUAGGCGUUGAGCUUCGAUAA
Molecule: messenger RNA, 1479 nt
Organism: Clonostachys rhizophaga
Lineage: Eukaryota; Fungi; Ascomycota; Sordariomycetes; Hypocreales; Bionectriaceae
Source: the annotation of a GenBank genome assembly